This is a messenger RNA of Moneuplotes crassus, 1954 nucleotides long. NCBI's taxonomy places the organism in Eukaryota, Ciliophora, Spirotrichea, Euplotida, Euplotidae. The record is from the annotation of a GenBank genome assembly.
AAAUAUUGCUGUUUAGAAAUGCUUUCAUUUGAUAUAAAACAAUUGAAGAUUAAGCAGAAGAGGGGCGCCAAACUUUUUAUUGAAUCAAUUGGUUCCAAGCUCAAGCCAUGUACGAAAACAAGGUCACAAUCUGUAAAUAAAUCCACAAUUAACUCAAAACAAGCAAAGGGAAACCGGAUUACACUGGAAGCAGAGACUGACCGGAUGAUAAACGAUAUAGUAACUUUUUGAAACAACAUGACCCUUACGACACCUGAGAUAAGGAAUAAAACAAUUUCUGAUCAAUUUAACAGCGUAAAUUACUUAAAAUCAAAGGUAAGGAAGAGUAGGAAUGACUCGAUGUAUUUCCGGAAUGACUCAGGACAAUCCUACACCAACAAGUACCCCUAUGGCAAUAUUUCAACCAUUAGUGAGAGUUCAGCCUGGUCACCAGCAAAAGAUUUAACAACUUUUGAUUUUUCAAAUGUGUUGAAAGGACCUGAAAAGAGGAAGUUCAAGCUUCGAAGCAUAGCUUGCUCGAAAAGGUUCUCCCAGAGCUACAUCCUCAAGCCAAAGGAACUGAUGACCAAGAAGAACAAAGAUCUGUUUGACAAGACUCUGAAUAACGUUCGGAGAAAGAAUACUACUGAUUUUUCACAAUUCAAGGCUAAAAUCCCAAAGAAGAGGUUUAAACUAAAGGCAAUGCAGAUUAAGGUUCCCAGCUAUGAAACUUUGAGUUACUCCCAGAAAUUGGAAUACAUCGUUCUCUACAUUAAGAAAUACUUAAAGCUCAAAGAUAAGGAGGAAGAAGUCAACACUCAAGGUGCCAAUAAGGAUAGAGACAAGAAGGUCAUUCAGACCUUGAAGAAUCUCUGUGCUGGAACUGGUCAGUUCCAGCUCAAGUUCUACAGCUGCAAGAUUCUUGGAGAUUACUACCUCGAAAAUCAGAAGAUUCAACUGGCUGAGGAGUGAUAUUUGGAGCUUAAGAAAGAAUCAGAAAGCCAGAAGCAGAAUUAUGAGACUAUGGUGAUGUACGCACAGCUUUCGUACUGAGCCAGGCUCAAGAACGAGCAUGAAAAAGCUCUAAGAUUAGCUAAGAAUCUACUCAAGAAUGUCUGGGUGGUCAAGGAAAAUACUACACCUGAGCAGAGACAAGAAAUGGAGCUUCAAGCUUACUUUAUCAUGGCUUAUGAACAUUUUUAUCUGGGGAAUUUCAAAAAGUUCAAGUUUUAUAUGCACAGAUAUGAAAAAGGAAUCUGAGAAGAUGAUAAUAGCAUGCUCAAGAAGUUAUUUGAAGAGGCAGAGCUUUCAAGGAAGAAAGCUAUAGAACGACUCAGCAAAGCUGGGGAAUCAUUGAGGCAUAAUCUCAGUGAGGUUGUGAAUCUCCCUUCUCCAAGUCAGUCUACUUCGAAUGGACUUAAUGCUAGGUCUAACACUUCAAAGUUUGGGAAGACAUCCUUGUCUGCAAUGAAAGAGUAUGGUCAGACAACUCUUGGAGUGAGGAGAGAGAACUCAGUUCAAGGUAACAGCAGGAAUUUUGCAAUCAAGGAAGUUCACACUACAGACAGUAAAUAACCCAAAAAUGAAGAAUAACAGACUUUUCUCUCUCUUCUUUGACCAAAAAUUGGAUGAAAAGCCUCCUAAUAUUUAUGAUCGGAAGAUCUUCAGAGGACUUAGGAGUGAGAAGAAGUCUGCCCUUUGUGGAGAUGAUUAUGAAAAGGUUAUCCAGAAGGCUAACUCCAACAUGAAAUCAAGGAGUUAUUCAACCAAUAUUGCUAAUUUGAAGAAAUCACCUCUCGUCUUUGAUAAGAGUAGAAUAAUGUUACUGAAGAAGCCCAGCAAGUCAAGAUUAGCGAUGAUUAAGACCCAUCAAAACAAGGCGAGAUAUGAGGCAGUUAACCAGUCAUCAUACUCGCUCAAGCAAGGCCUUCUCGAUUUGAUCAAGAUGUGCACAGUGCUUUUGGAAAGAAAAUAA